Phragmites australis (common reed) is the source of this 2235-nucleotide messenger RNA. RefSeq names its product RNA pseudouridine synthase 6, chloroplastic-like. Gene Ontology annotation, molecular function: pseudouridine synthase activity; RNA binding. Gene Ontology annotation, biological process: pseudouridine synthesis. Lineage: Eukaryota; Viridiplantae; Streptophyta; Magnoliopsida; Poales; Poaceae. Bases 122 to 1549 code for a protein of 475 amino acids. The transcript is spliced from 9 exons. The record is from RefSeq and is a predicted model, not a curated record.
GUAAAAGCAGGGAAAAUAUCAUCAUCUUAUCUGACCUCGGUAGCCCAACGUCCCAACCCCAAAAGCCCAAAACCGCAGAACCAAACUCCGGCUCCCCCCGCCGCCGCGGCGACACGCCGGGAUGCCGAAACCGGCGGCCUCCACCGCCGCCCUCCUCCCGAAGCUAUGGCACCGCCCCUUCCCUCACCCUCCCUUCCUCCCUCGCGCCCUCUCUUCCUUCUCUCCGCUCCUCGCCACCCACCCCGCCCCACGCCGCCGCUCCCUCCUCUCCCCCUCCUCUCCCCUCUCCGCCGCUGCCGCUGUCGAAGUCCCAACAGCCACAGCGUAUCCAGUGUAUGGUAGGCUUCUGCCGUGCCCGCUGCAAGACGACCCUCCAAGAAUCGAGCACCUCGUCGCCCGAGAAGACGAGGUGGCCGCCGAUUUCAUCUCCAGGUCUCUCGACCUUCCUCCUCUGUAUGUUGCGGAUCUUAUCAAGUUUGGGGCUGUAUAUUACGCUCUUGUCGCGCCACAGCCGCCUCCCUACGCAGCUCCGGAGCAUGUUAGAAUCUUUAGGGAGGUGACUGAGCCUUCAGUCCUGCGCCGGAGGGCGUCCAUUAAGGGGAAGACGGUGAGGGAGGCACAGAAGACGUUUAGGGUAACCGACCCCAACCAGCACCUUGAGGCCGGCACAUAUCUGCGGGUUCAUGUGCAUCCCAAACGGUUUCCAAGGUGCUAUGAAAUUGACUGGAAAUCCAGGGUAAUAGCUGUCUCUGAUGACUAUGUUGUCCUCGAUAAACCAGCUGCAACAUCAGUGGGAGGAGCAACUGAUAACAUCAAGGAAUCCUGUGCAGUGUUUACUUCACAUGCAUUAGGCUUGGAAACAUCAUUAAUGACGACUCAUCAAAUUGACAACUGUUCUGAAGGCUGUGUGGUAUUGUCUAAAACGAAAGAGUUCUGCUCAGUUUUCCAUGGACUGAUAAGGGAAAAAAAGGUUAAGAAACUUUAUCUCGCACUUACUACAGCACCUGUGUCUGCAGGAAUAAUUACACAUUAUAUGCGUCCUGUUAAUCGCGCUCCUAGAAUAGUUUCCGAAGACCAUAUUGGAGGAUGGUAUCUCUGUCAAAUGGAGAUACUUGAUUGUAUGAAGGUACCAUGGCCAAGCUCUUUGAUCAGGAAAGUUUACAAUGUGAACGACUGUGGGUGGCCCCAACAAGAAGCUGCCUAUGAAUGUAAAAUCAAUCUCUUGACAGGAAAAACUCAUCAGAUAAGGGCACAGCUUGCUGCUAUUGGCACUCCAAUUGUAGGGGAUUCUGCAUACAUGACUGCAGCAAUGGCAGUGAUGGCUAAUCCAAGCAUAAACCCAUUCGGUAGGGAGAGGCUAAGUUACAAUAGCGAAGAGGAGAAAGAAGCUGCGGUUGAAGCAUGGAUUGCUUCCCAUGGCAAGGAACCGAAAUCGGUAAUUGGCCUGCAAGCAUCAGAGAUCUCAUGGGAUUAUGAAGGUGAGCGCCACUCUUAUAUGGCGGGGGUUCCGUGGUGGCGGCAAGAUUCAGUGGAGUCUGACUUGGUUUGAGCAAUGGUAUAUGGGAAUUUCAACCCUGAAAUACCAUCGUCCGAAGUCUGAAGUGACUUGCUUUGCACGCACCUUCUGGUGGACAGUGCCCUCCAAACAGAAACAAUUGUCCAACUAGGCGAUUUCACUGAAACAAUUUCCACCGGCAAUCAGAACCUAACAUACAGAAACUCUUCAGAUAGAAUGUUUUACAUCUCAGUCUAAGAUGAGACUGGCUGAUGCCGGAGUUAUUGCUGUUGAUCUAAGGUGCCACAAGCCUGCAGCUGCUACCGUUCCCUUGUUUUGAGCACAACUUUAAGAGAGUCUGUCUCGGUGCUGUAGAUUUCUGAAACUGUUGUUGCUCUCAUGCUCUGUACUUUUUCUUUUUCUUGAGAGAUCAUGUCCUGUUCCUGUACUGACCCUGUAUUGGUAGUAGGAGUAUGUUGCAGCGGGGUUGAAAGAAUUUUGGCCGGCUGGUUAGCAUGCAGAACUUCUUGGGCUGAUCCACGAGUGAGGCCCAAACUGGACAUGGGCCCGAGCUGAACAGCGGCAGUUCUCCUGGCCUCCUGACUUGCUAUUUUCCGCUGGUUUCCAAUGUUUCCUGUCGCCACUUGUGAGUUCACUGAGUUGUGUUAGGCCAACACGUAUGUUAUGUAGGAUGUAAGUUUUGUACUCUUCCAUUAUUAGUAGGUGUAUUUUUUAGAAAA